Messenger RNA from Hansenula ciferrii, 513 nucleotides. RefSeq lists its product as uncharacterized. Lineage: Eukaryota; Fungi; Ascomycota; Saccharomycetes; Phaffomycetales; Wickerhamomycetaceae. Bases 1 to 513 code for a protein of 170 amino acids. The transcript has a single exon. The record is from RefSeq and is a predicted model, not a curated record.
AUGGCAUUAUCACAUUACAAUUCACCAAUAAACAAUUCAUUUUUAAUAAAAUGUGAAUUUAAUGGUGAUAUCAAGCAAUUGUUAAUGGAUUUAAUAGAUCAAAUACCCAUAAUCCAUCAAAACAAUUAUCCAAAUUCAAAUUUAAACAAUUGUUUAAUCAUAAUAUCAACAAGACAUCAAUCAAUUGAUGAUUAUUUAUUAUUAAACUCUGAAUUCUAUAAAGUAUCACAAUCAAUUCAUUUCCCAUACAAGUAUCAAUUAACUCCAUUGCAAACAUCACCAAAACAUAUAAUGAUUAGAUUAUUUCAAAAUAAUAAAUCAUUGGUUAGAUUGAUUCAAAAUUAUAAAUCUAUUAAUAAUGAUAAUAUCACUUCAAUGGAAUUAAUUGAAUUGGUUUUAAAAUUAAUUCAAGUUUAUAAUGUGGAUGUUGAUGAACAUGAUGUUAUGGAAUUGUUACAGAGUUAUAGUAAUAUUAGGGAAUUGGUGAAGGAGAUGAUUGACGAUAGUCAAUGA